Messenger RNA from Clonostachys solani, 534 nucleotides. The record is from the annotation of a GenBank genome assembly. NCBI's taxonomy places the organism in Eukaryota, Fungi, Ascomycota, Sordariomycetes, Hypocreales, Bionectriaceae.
AUGGAAGUUUUCAAGAAGAAGGGCGGAGCCUGGACUGAGGACAAAAUCCGCAAAACCGCAGUUGGCGUUUCAGAAGCCUCAAAACAGGCCGCGAAGAUCGUGGAUGGUGUGGACUGGCAGGAUGUGCGAGCCAAAGUCGAGGGUGCCGCAUCCAGCGCACAGGAAUCAAUCGAAGGUGCAUAUCACUACACCGAAGACACCUUCAAAGAAAAUCCUAAGCUGUUCUAUACUGCCGCCGGUGUGGUUGUAGGUGCGGCCGCCGCUCCGCUGGUGAUGCCUGCGGUACUUGGGGCUGCUGGCUUCAGCGGCAUCGGACCUGUAGCUGGUUCAAUGGCUGCAGGUUUGCAGUCUGCCGGGUGGGCCGGGGGGGCUGGCACUGCAUUCAGCACAGCCCAGAGUGCUGCGAUGGGCGGUUAUGGAGUUUCAGGCGUCACGAGUGUUUUCACUGCUGCUGGGGCAGCUGCGGGUGGCGCCGCAGGUGCUGCUGCAGAUUUUGUAACAGCAAGAGGCAAGAAGGAGAAGAGUAAGCCCUGA